Messenger RNA from Ooceraea biroi (clonal raider ant), 1308 nucleotides. RefSeq lists its product as uncharacterized. The record is from RefSeq and is a predicted model, not a curated record. NCBI's taxonomy places the organism in Eukaryota, Metazoa, Arthropoda, Insecta, Hymenoptera, Formicidae.
AUGCUCGUUCUGAACGAAACGGAGCGUGAUACUUUUGUAAGAAAAACUGCGGUGACAUUCGAUAAACAAAGGCUGCCGAACAUUGACUUUUUAAAAUCUAAUACGAAGAAGCUCAGUGCAUCAAACGUUGAAUUUUUGAAAUCUUUGGGCUUCAGAGUACGAAUUGAGACUCAUACGUAUAAUCCGUACGCCAACACGCUGCUUGGACACAGCGAUGAGAUACGAAUACCCAUACAGCAGCAGGAUUUGUAUACCUUACCGUGUCAGAGCUUUCUGUACGUCGAGGGUAAACUAACGACAAACAGAGCCAUUGAGGGCUCUAAUGUGGUAUUGGGGAAUAAUUGCGUGGCGUUCAUGUUCGAUGAGAUACGCUACGAACUUGACGGAGUGGAAACUGUUCGCAACAAAAAUGUUGGAAUGACUUUGACACUCAAAAACUAUACAUUGUUAACACUCGAUAGAGGCGUGACCCUGGGUAAUGCCAGUUGGGAUACAUAUAUUGAUAAUGUGGACGGAAACUUUAAUUUUUGCGUACCGCUCUCCAUGUUAGUGGGGUUUUGCGAGGAUUACAAACGCGUGGUGAUCAACGCUCGUCAUGAGCUGUUUCUAAUACGAUCGCGCAACGACAACAAUAGUCUACUGGGAGAUCCCGCGCUGGAGCCAAAGAUUGAGCUGCUCAAGAUACAGUGGCGAAUGCCGCAUGUGUUACUGAAUGAAGUCAAUGAGCUAUCGAUGCUACGAGCCUUGGAGAGCGGACGAUAUCUGAGCAUGACUUUCCGAUCGUGGGAUCUGUACGAGUUUCCUUUACUACAGAGCACCACCAAGCACUCAUGGACUGUCAAGGCCGCGACUCAGCUGGAGAAACCGCGAUACGUGAUCUUUGCAUUGCAGACUGGGCGAAAAAAUGUAAUGUCCCAAGACGUUACUAUAUUCGACGACUGCAAAUUAACCAACGUGAAACUGUAUCUAAACUCAGAAUGUUAUCCAUACGACGACUUGAAUUUGGAUUUUGAGAGGAACAAAUACGCCAUCCUGUACGACAUGUAUUCACGUUUUCGUAGGGCGUAUUAUGGAUGCGACUGCGCCAAGGCAUGUUUGACCACUACCAAUUUUCUUCUUCGCGGUCCUUUCGUGGUUAUCGAUUGUUUGCGACAGAACGAGUCUAUCAAGAGUGCUACCGUAGAUGUACGAUUAGAGUUUGACUGCAAAGAGAAUAUACCUGCGAAUACUACCGCCUACUGCCUCAUAAUGCACGAUCGCGUGGUCGAAUACAGUCCAUUGACCAACGUUGUGCGCAGAAUUAUGUAA